Messenger RNA from Oikopleura dioica, 1116 nucleotides. Lineage: Eukaryota; Metazoa; Chordata; Appendicularia; Copelata; Oikopleuridae. The record is from the annotation of a GenBank genome assembly.
AUGCACCAGAUUAGAAGGGACUCAAGCUUCAAAAAUGAUAUUCGACUGCGAAUACGAGUGGCCUAUUCCUCAGGGAUCCGUAUGCAAAGUUACUUGCCAAAGAGGCUUACUGUUCCGGCCACAGGGGCAAGACAACGUCUUCGAAAAUGGACCGUCUGUGAAGUGCCGUUGCAGAAGCAAAAAUGCAAAGUCCAGAGGCCAAAGGGACGCUGUGUUCAAGACCCAAACUCGGUCGAGCCUGUUACUACCGUGGCUCCUGUGGCAUGCUUACGGCUGAAGCCUCCUCUUCAGCCUGGCUUUGAGCUGGACGGCCCGUGCAUCUUUCCGAUGGAUCCCGGAGCCGAGUGCAAGAUCAAGUGUCCGAAGGGAAAAUCUGGCUGGGGAAAAUGUGUCUGCCGACAAGACGAGUUUGGCCGCGCGGAUUCCGACGCAAUCGACUAUCUCAGCGGCCCCAGUUGCGAUUUUCAACUGCCGUCGGUUUGCUCUUCUUCUGAAUCCGGAACAAACGAAGAUGUUGGCUGUUCAACUUCGGGCGAUUUCGAUGGAUUCUCCGUCACCGGUGAUCUGGUAGGACCCUCAACUUCCUGCCCAAUGACAUGCGAUGGAAGCGCCAACGACGAUCUCAGAGCAGUGUGCCGGUGCAAAGAGCGAAACGAGUGCGAAUGGGUGCCCAAGAAGCCGUGCAGCGCUCUCGCCCCAGAAUGCCCCGAUCCAAGCACAGUCGACUUCGGCGAAGGCUUUUCUGUAUCAUGCUCUGACGAAUGCAAGUGCAAAAAGCAAUCUUGUCAAUGGGCGAAUAUCAAGGGAAAAUGCAACUUGUCAGACGAUCCAGACGGAAUAACGACGGAUGGGGUGGAAACAAAAACGUCGUGCAAAGCGAAUUUGCCAGACUCAAUCAGACAUCUGGAGUGCUCUUUGAUGAUUAUGGGGGUUGGCUCUGUAUUCAACGUAGAAAACGCUGGAUCAGUUCCUGACGGUGCCAAUUGCAAAGUCCAGUGUUCCGACGACUUUCAGACUUGGAAUGGCGAUCUAGUGACGUGCGCCUGCUCCGCGAAUAAGAACAAAUGCAAGAUGAAACUAAAGGGCGAAUGUGGUCUGGGCAAAACUGCCUUGUAA